ACCCAGAGGGAACGACAUAGUCUUAUAACAUAAAUCUUCAGUGAAAAUCAGAUUCAUUCAACUAAAAGUAACAAUGUUCCAACGUCGCUAUCUCUUUUUUUAUCAAUUAUAUCUCUUGCCGUGCUGAUAAGAUAAACAACAGAGAAGUUUUAUGUGUUGAAUUAACAGCAUUUAUCAGUUACAUGCUGAUUCUCCAGCAAUACCCAUCAUGGUCCGCGAUCGACUGCCGGAAUUACGUGCCUAUCAAAAUAAUAGCACUACAUUUGGUAAAGGAUUUUUGCAAGAUGUACACAUUCAAAUGUCGCAAAACAAAAAACUGCGAGAAGUAUUAGAUGAAGUCGAGGAAGUUCGAAGUCUGAUACAACUCGUCGCUGAGAAUAUCACGAUCGUGAAGGAUUUAUAUAAUAACGUUUUGUCGUACACCAAUAAAGAUUUAAAAAAAGAACUGGACAGUAGAACGUAUGCCAUUUCGCAGACAUCGUUUCGCAUACAACGAAAAUUGAGAGAAAUGGCAAAGGACCUUUCCUCUAUGGAUGAUUUAACUGUUGCGACCGAAGGACCUAUUCAUAUGCGAAUUAAAGCGUUGCAAUAUUCGACGAUGAUCAAAUUAUUUUCGGAGAUUAUGGAAGACUAUAACUUGUCUAUGUUAAGGUAUCACGAGAAAUGUCGUAUACUUCUGCAUCACCAGAAACUAUUAAUCAGGAAGCACAUUACGAGUGACGAAUUGGAAACAUUACUUGAUAAUCCAGAAAUCAGUCUAUUCGUUGAUAAUAUUUUAGAGGAUAGUCGAAUUGCAAGACAGCAAUUAUCUGACAUACAAAGUAGACAUAAUGAUAUUAUUAAAUUAGAAAAAUCGAUUGUAGAAAUUAGAGAUAUGUUUACUGAGAUGGCAUUCCUUGUUGAAAAACAAGGAGAACAAAUAAAUAGUGUAGAAUAUUUUGCUGGAAGAACCGCAGAUACUGUCGAUAGUGGUCGUACCGAUCUUCAGAAAGCGGAGAAAAAAAGGCGAAAAUAUAAAAAGACGAAAAUUAAGUUUGUUAUUAUUAUUACUAUAAUCAUUAUUUUCUUACUUCUGCUGGCCAUUCUUUGUACGUAAAAUAAAAAGUGUAUGAAUAAAGUGAAAAUAUGUUAUGUAAUACAAAAAUAUGUAUUAUUUAUAA
Messenger RNA from Ceratina calcarata, 1160 nucleotides. Its product is annotated as syntaxin-1A-like. Lineage: Eukaryota; Metazoa; Arthropoda; Insecta; Hymenoptera; Apidae. Gene Ontology annotation, molecular function: SNARE binding; SNAP receptor activity. The coding region runs from base 209 to 1096 and encodes 295 amino acids. Gene Ontology annotation, cellular component: SNARE complex; endomembrane system; plasma membrane. The record is from RefSeq and is a predicted model, not a curated record. Gene Ontology annotation, biological process: intracellular protein transport; vesicle fusion; exocytosis. The transcript has 9 exons.